This is a messenger RNA of Macrosiphum euphorbiae (potato aphid), 570 nucleotides long. Lineage: Eukaryota; Metazoa; Arthropoda; Insecta; Hemiptera; Aphididae. The record is from the annotation of a GenBank genome assembly.
AUGCCCUCCUCCGACUACAACUUGCCGACCAACAACUACAACCUGCCGCCCGACGACCGUGAGAUGUCGACCGACAACUACAACCUGCCGCCCUACAACUACAACCUGUCGACCGACAACUACAACCUGCCGACCGACAACUACAACCUGCCGUCUGACGACCGUGACAUGUCGACCGACAACUACAACUUGCCGACCAUCAACUACAACUUGCCGACCGACAACUACAACCUGCCGCCCGACGAACGUGACAUGUCGACCGACAACUACAACCUGCCGACCGACAACUAUAACUUGCCGCCCAACAACUACGACUUGCCGCACUUCAACAAAAACUUGUCGUCCGUUUACCAUGACUUGUCAGCCAUACACCACGACAUGUCGACCGUUUACCAUGACUUGUCACCACAUGAUUUGUCACCCAAAGUAGUUUGGCUAUUUUGGACGACAAGUCGUGGUGAACGGUCAACAUGUCACAGUCGUCGGUCGACAAAUAGUAGCCCUAGGCCGGUUAGGCGUUUAGGCGAACGUUGUGACAUGUCGUGGUGUACGGCUGGCAAGUCAUGGUAA